AUGCAGAAAAUAGUGGAGUAUUUAGGGUCAGGGAAUAUAUAUAAAUAUGCUGGUAAAUCCGCAGUUAGUUUAUCAAUAGUUGAUUUUAAGGAUAUUACGAAUAUAAUCAUUCCAUUUUUAAAUAAAAAUACUAUAAUAGGUAUAAAACUGAUAAAUUUGAUUUUUAUGCAUAUCCAAAGAUUCUUUAGUUAUUUAAGCUUAUUUACUUUCAUGAUGCUUAUAAUACCAGCAAAUCAAAGUGCUCUUUCAGCAUUUUUAACUAAUAGGGUUGGUGAUUGCUUUUUAACUAUAGGUAUGUUUGCAAUUAUUUUGGCUUUUGGUAAUUUAGAUUAUGCAACAGUAUUCUCAUUAGCUCCUUACAUGAAUGAAAAUCUUGUAACUAUUGUAGGUGUAUGUUUAGUUAUUGGAGCUAUGGCUAAAAGUUCUCAAGUAGGACUCCACGUAUGA
Plenodomus lingam JN3 is the source of this 447-nucleotide messenger RNA. Lineage: Eukaryota; Fungi; Ascomycota; Dothideomycetes; Pleosporales; Leptosphaeriaceae. The record is from RefSeq and is a predicted model, not a curated record.